Andrographis paniculata is the source of this 1976-nucleotide messenger RNA. RefSeq lists its product as uncharacterized. NCBI's taxonomy places the organism in Eukaryota, Viridiplantae, Streptophyta, Magnoliopsida, Lamiales, Acanthaceae. The transcript is spliced from 2 exons. The record is from RefSeq and is a predicted model, not a curated record. Bases 29 to 1879 code for a protein of 616 amino acids.
UAUAUUCUUACCAAUAUUGUGUUCUACAAUGACUCAACGUAUGUUUAGUGAUGCCUUUAUCCCUACAUGGUAUGAGAUCCCCAUAGCUAAACCCCAUUUGAGCGAAGGUAUCGAAGAAAAUAAUCUUGAUCCCGAUGAAGAAAAUACAAAAUUAUGCGAUCUUUGUAAGCUUCCUAUCUUCUCAACUCCUUAUGUUUCUAAGGAGGACAAUGAGGGUGCUCGAAUCCUAAUUCACAAAUGUUGCAAUGAAGCCCCUCCCACUUUAAUCGGGCAUUCUUUGCACGUGAAAAAGCUUGUCUUAUACAAGCAUGUUUCAAAUUCGUGCGAAAAUUGUAGUAGGAUGUACUACGAUGGCUUCUUCUACCAAUGCCCCGAGAAGGAUUGCGAAUUCAUUCUAGAUAUGCGGUGUGCCACAACAAUCAAAGUUGUACAUAGAAGCCACAGACAUGAAUUGAUCUUCUUUCGAAGUAGAACAAGUAAGUUCCUUUGUGGGGCUUGCGGAUUUGAGCACGAGGGAGACUUCUAUUGCUGCGAUCUUUGCAAUUUUUAUUUGCAUCAUGAUUGUGCUUUACUUCCAAAUAUCAUUCUGCAUAAGAACCAUGAGCAGCAUCCUCUCUGUAUUAAUUAUGACACUUCCAUGGAGUUCCUUGAGUUUAAAAAGUCCCAUAUAUGCUCUAUUUGUGAGAAAGAAUUAUCCGCUAUCAAUUCGGGAAUAUAUAUUUGCACAAAAUGCAACUACAACAUUCACAUCAAGUGUGCAACUUCCGACCCGACCCAUUUUCACCAAGUACCAACUCGAGAUACAGCUGGUGGACUUACUCAUUUGCCGAUGCCUAAUGAGCAUACGAGCUUAAUACAAUGCUUCUUGGAAGGGAAAAAUGAUAUGAGCGACAAUGGAAUUAGUACUGAAAAAGAUAAGAAAAUAUUCAAAGACCAAAACAUUCACAGCCAUGAUUUGAUCUUUCAUGAAAAAUUUGGUGAUGGUGAUGGUGAAGUUGGUUCUUCUCGAUCUUAUUCUUGCGGAGCAUGCACUCAGCUCAUAUCUCGAUCAUUCUAUACUUGUUCUCAGUGCGAAGAUUUCUACCUUCACAGUUGUUGCGUUAGGCUACCUUCACAGUAUCAAUUUUCGAUAAUGCAUACAUCUGAAGGUUGCAAAGAUAAAUCUCUUAUUCUCCGACCAAAUCUUGAAAGAGGUUUCUUCUUUCGCAAUUGGUGCAGAGGUUGUUUUCGAUACUGUAAUGGAUUCUUCUAUAAGUGCGAGAUAUGUGAGAUCUACUUGGAUGUGUGUUGUACACUUUUGCCGAAAACAAUAUCCUACCAAGGGCAUGGAAAGUCUCACAUUCUUUUCUUGUUCUACACUUCCUCUUCGACUAUUGGUCGCGCUUGCCACUGCUGCAACGAAAACAUUGUACAGCAGUUGUUUUAUCGAUGUUGCACAUGUUCGAAUUUUGAAAUACAUGCCCUUUGUGCCCUUUUCCCGGAAAGUGUUUCGCACAAAUUAGACAGGCAUCCGGUGAAGCUAUCCUUUUCGAAAUUUCCAUCUGUUAUAAAUGAAGAUCGAGACUUCUGUGAGAUUUGCGAAAAGGACAUGGAUAGAGAACGUUGGUUCUAUGGUUGCGAAGAAUGUGGUACCUAUUUUCACAUGAGGUGCCUUCCUCGUGUUGGCGAAUACUCGAUGAUUAUAUUUGGAAGAACAAUUCGUGUGGAAGGGCACAAUUGUCCGCUUACUUCUAUUCAAAUACUUACCAGCUACAACUAUGUGUGUAACAGAUGCGAGGAUAUCAUUCGAGGUCGAGAGGAAGACGGGAUAGCAUUUGAAUGCACAAAAUGUAGCUACUUGUUGUGCUUUGAUUGUGCUAAAAGAAAUCGUUACGUAUGAGAUGAUUUGUCUCGAGGAUUUCAUUUACUUGAUUGUCAUAUGAAGUUGUUAAUGUGUUAAGAGCUUGUUUUGUUUUUGUGUUCAUUACUUAAUUACA